AAAGUUUACCUCUCAGGUACCUCAGGCAAAGGAAAGUUUUUAAAAGGCUUCAGGCAUUUCCCCUCCCACCCCCGAGGGGUGCUCGGCUAAAAUCCAGGCAAUAAAGGGGAGGAGUUAAACUGGAUCCCUCCCCUUCUCCUGGGAAGUUUUAUCAUCCCAAACGCGAGCAAGGCUAGAGUUUGAACAGCAGGGAGUAGCUGCGCGCCCCGAACUUUCCCCAUGGUUUCGGUGACCAGAGCCGUGUUUGGAGAGCUGCCCUCGGGGGGAGGGACAGUGGAGAAGUUCCAGCUUCGGUCAGACCAGCUGAGUGUGGACAUCAUCUCCUGGGGCUGCACGAUCACAGCUCUGCAUGUCAAAGACAGGCAGGGGAAAGCCUCAGACGUGGUGCUCGGCUUUGCCGAGUUGGAAGGUUACCUGCAGAAGCAGCCCUACUUCGGAGCAGUGGUUGGGAGGGUAGCCAACCGAAUUGCCAAAGGAAGAUUCACGGUGGAUGGGAAGGAGUACCACCUGCCCAUCAACAGAGAGCCCAACAGUCUCCAUGGAGGCUUCAGAGGGUUUGACAAGGUCCUGUGGACCCCUCAGGUGUUGUCCAAUGGUGUCCAGUUCUCUCGAGUCAGUCCAGAUGGUGAGGAAGGCUACCCUGGAGAGUUGAAAGUCUGGGUGACAUACACCCUGGAUGGUGGGGAGCUUGUAAUCAACUACAGAGCACAGGCCAGCCAGACCACACCGGUUAAUCUGACCAACCAUUCUUACUUCAACCUAGCAGGCCAGGGCUCCCCAGACAUAUAUGACCACGAAGUCACCAUUGCAGCAGAGGCGUAUUUGCCCGUGGAUGAAACGCUGAUUCCUACAGGAGUCAUUGCUCCAGUGGAAGGAACUGCAUUCGACCUGAGAAAGCCAGUGGAGCUUGGAAAACACCUGCAGGAUUUUCACAUCCCUGGUUUCGACCACAACUUCUGUCUUCAGGGAUCCAAAGAAAAGCAUUUUUGUGCCAGGGUGCGUCAUGCCGGAAGUGGGCGGAUCCUGGAAGUAUACACCACCCAGCCUGGUGUCCAGUUUUACACUGCCAACUUCCUGGAUGGCACUCUGAGGGGCAAGAAUGGAGCAGUCUACCCCAAGCACUCUGGCUUCUGCCUGGAGACCCAGAACUGGCCUGAUGCGGUCAAUCAGCCCCAGUUCCCCCCUGUGCUGCUGCGUCCUGGGGAGGAGUACAACCACACCACCUGCUUCAAGUUCUCUGUUGCUUAAAGAAGGCUGAAGAUGCCACCCGCUCCCUCCCAUCCCGGUGAAGACAGAGAAGCAUUAAAAGUGAUCCUGCGUGUUAAGUCGCUACCAUAAUAGUCAGCUCGAAUACUGAUUUCCUUUUCCAACAGCUGGCUUCAGGCCAUGUCUCAGGACCAGCUGUGUUCUCUGUCUAGGUCGGAGGACAAAUUAGGCCCGACCUUAGUGGAAAAGUGGCCCUCUAGACUCUUGUAGCCUCCAUCUCUCCCGCUGUUGUCUUUAAGCCUUCCUUUCUUCGAUGGAGCUCUUUGUUUUUCUGUCUCCUCUUUCACCUCAGACUACCCUCCAGAAGUUAGUAAAACAGUUUUAACCCCAACUUGAGUUCAAGCUAUGAGAAUUCAUCUCCUUUCUGCCUCUCUCUACCUCCGUCUGCCUAAACAUUCCUAGGGUCAGUGAAGGGCAAGGAGGGGUUUGGAGCCUGCUCUGUCAUAGCCUUUCGUCUCAGACUUACUUUAGGGGCGUCAGGGGUGACUCAGCAGUGAAGAACACACUCUGCAGGAGGACCAGUUUAGCUCCCAGCACCCAGAUCAGGCUCACAGUGGCCUCUACCUCUAGCUCCAGGGGAUCGGGUGCCCUCUUCCAGCCUGCACGAGCACCCACACUCAGGUGCACACACCCACAUGCACACAACUCAAAGUGAGUCCUUUUUUUCUUCUUAAGUGAGGAGUUUAUUGAGAGUAGGUUAAAAGGGAGGGAAGAGAGAAAGAGAUACAGAGAGGAAGAGGAGGAAGGACUUGCCUACCUCUUCAAAAGAGCAGCGGGAAAAGAGUAAAAGUAAAUCGUAGAGAUUAAAAAAGAUUCACUUUAGAACCACUAGAGCGAGUUGAGCUAUCUUUCUAUGGUGUGACUGAAAUCGUAAGAUCCAAAUAUCCAGAAGGAUUUAGAUUUUCAGCCUUUGGGGUUAACUAGAAGCCCAGCUAGUGUGUGAGAAGAUACACAGGCCUGGAGGGCAGCAGAUGAGGGAGAACACCUCACACUAACAGUGCCUGGAGGAUUAAACUUGGCACGAGGAGCAGAGGCCACGUAGAGAUGAAAUGGCUGGAGACUCCUCUUUUCCUCAACGAUUGCAUCAUCGGUGAUGGGCUUAGGAGCGCUGAUUCUGAAAAAAAAUAUAUAUAUAGUUUAUGCUAUUAUCUGCUACAGGCAGUUGAAAUAAAACCAGAAUUUCACCUU
Molecule: messenger RNA, 2454 nt
Organism: Microtus ochrogaster (prairie vole)
Lineage: Eukaryota; Metazoa; Chordata; Mammalia; Rodentia; Cricetidae
Gene: Galm
Product: galactose mutarotase
Biological process (GO): glucose metabolic process; beta-D-galactose catabolic process via UDP-galactose, Leloir pathway
Molecular function (GO): aldose 1-epimerase activity; carbohydrate binding
Source: RefSeq, a predicted model, not a curated record